AUGGCCAACUCUAAGUAUGAAUAUGUCAAGCAAUUUGAGCAGCCUGACGCCCUUCUACCAAACACAUGGGUCGUCGUGAGACUCGAUGGGAGAGGUUUCACCAAAAUGUGCGCCAAGUAUCACUUCGAGAAGCCCAACGACAAACGAGCUCUCGACCUCAUGAAUGCGGCAGCCAAGGCAGUAGUUACUGAGCUUCCAGAUAUCACUAUUGCUUAUGGUAUCAGCGAUGAGUACAGGGGUAACAUGAGUACAACAGAGGCUACCGAGGCCUUGAAUGGCACGUUUUCGUCGGAUAAAAACGAGAUUCUGUUUUCCAAAUUUGGGAUCAACUACAACAACGAGCCCGAGAUCUACAAGAAGGGGAGCGUUCUGUUUCGGGAAUACGAGCUCGUUGAGAUCGAAGGCCGGAACAUCGCAGAGGAGGCCGACAACAUCGCAGAGCCGGUGCAGCAGUCCAAAACCCAGACUGAGAAGGACAAGAAGAAGCGGUCCAAGGCGCGGGUAGUGGUUGAACAUUUGGAUAUCAUUAAGGACGACUUUUGGGAUAAGAGGCCGUGGCUGCUCUCUGGCAAGCCAGGCAGUCUCCCGAAACAGCCGGAGCUGUGA
Messenger RNA from Thyridium curvatum, 606 nucleotides. RefSeq lists its product as uncharacterized. Gene Ontology annotation, biological process: tRNA modification. The record is from RefSeq and is a predicted model, not a curated record. NCBI's taxonomy places the organism in Eukaryota, Fungi, Ascomycota, Sordariomycetes, Thyridiales, Thyridiaceae. The transcript has 6 exons. Gene Ontology annotation, molecular function: magnesium ion binding; tRNA guanylyltransferase activity. The coding region runs from base 1 to 606 and encodes 201 amino acids.